UCCCGGCAAGCCACGCGGCCAGGCCGCCGCUGCUGCUCCUCCUGAAUCCCGGCGUGCUUUCGGGGCGAGUGAAGAUGGCGGCAGUCCGGGAGGAUGCAGGGGAAGAUAAAGAGAACCGGGCGGUGGAGCUGGGCGCCACCCUCAGCCUAGAGAUCUUGCAGAUCAUCAAGGACUCGCAGCAACAACAUGGCCUACGACAUGAAGACUAUCAGCGGUACAGAGGUUACUGUUCACGCAGACUACGCCGUCUCAGGAAGGCACUUGGCUUUAAAAUGGGAAACCGCCACAAGUUCACGGGCAAGAAGAUCACAGCUGAUAUUCUGUCAGAUAGCAGGUAUUUGCUGCUAGUUCUAAUGGAUGCAGAGCGAGCUUGGAGCUAUGCCAUGCAGCUGAAACAAGAAGCAAACACUGAACCUCGCAAACGGUUCCACUUGUUCUCUCGGCUCAGGAAAGCUGUCAAGCAUGCAGAAGAGCUGGAACAUUUGUGUGAAAGCAAUUGCGUUGAUGCAAAAACCAAACUGGAAGCUCAGGCAUAUACUGCUUAUCUUAAGGGAAUGCUGAAUUUCGAGCUGCAGGAAUGGAAGGGUGCUAUGGAGGCUUUGCACAAGUGCAAGACAAUCUAUGAGAAGCUAGCUAGUGCAUUCACAGAUGAGCAGGCGGUGCUAUACCGUCAACGGGUGGAGGAGAUUUCACCCAAUAUCCGUUACUGUGAUUAUAAUAUAGGUGACCAGACAGCAAUAAAGGAGUUGAUCCAAAUGCGAAUGAAAUCAGGGGAGAGUGGAGGGCUGUUAGAUACUCUGCUCACGCAGACCAGGGCGAAGCACGCUGCCACUAUGAGUGAAGUAGAAUGGAGAGGGCGGGUCAUCCCCGUGAAGAUCGAUAAAGUGCGCAUCUUCCUCCUUGGGCUAGCAGAUAAUGAAGCUGCAAUCGCACAGACAACAACUGAUGAAGCCAAGGAGCGUCUGUACGAGAGCCUGUUGAGUGAGUGCCGUGAUGCUAUCCAGGCAGUCCGUGAGGAACUGAGGGUUGAUCCGGCACAGAAGCAACGGGAGCGAUCUCUAGAGCCUGACUCGGGGAAGGUGUCUGUACUGCAAUACCUCCAUAGCUACCUUACAUAUAUUAAGCUUUCCACGGCAAUAAAGCGUAAUGUUAUCAUGGCUGAAGCCUUGCAAAAGCAACUGAGUGAGCCAUCGCAAGAUGAUGGGAAACGUGUGCUGCGGCCACAGGACCUGAUCCGACUCUAUGACAUUAUCCUGCAGAAUCUUUCCGAGCUGGCACAACUCUCAGGGCUAGAAGAUGAUAAAGAUUUCCAGACGGAAGUGGAGCUGAAGACUUUAGUUUACAAGGCCUACCGGUGUUUCUUCAUUGCUCAGUCUUAUGUGCUCGUAAAAAAAUGGAGUGAAGCUCUGGUUCUAUAUGAGCGAGUCCUUAAAUACACUUCGGAGGCACAGACCCAGACUGCCAAAUUGCCGAGUAUUUUACAGGAUCUUCCUGAUGUGAAAGAACUAGCUGCACGAGUGAAUGCUGAGAAAUACUCUGUGCAGGCAGCUGCUAUUUUAGACACUGAGGACAUUGCUGACAAUGUGUCGCAGCAUCAGGUCAAAGACAGUAAGCCUCUCGGAGAGUGUUUGGAUGUAUUCUGCGUCGACCCCUCUUUGGUCACCAAACAUGCCAAUCUAGUGCGGUUCCCGCCAGACUUCCAGCCAAUUCCCUGCAAGCCCCUGUUCUUUGACCUGGCUCUGAACCAUGCCGUUUUCCCAGCUUUGGAGGAUAAAGUGGAACAGAAAGGACGAGGAGGCUUCACUGGUUACAUCAAAGGUUUCUUUGGCUUCCGUGGCUGAAGUGUGGAGGAGAUUAAAUGUCUGUGUUUCAUGGAAAGGUCUGUCUAUUGCUGCAUCUUUGGAAGCAGUUCUAAUGCUUCAGAUGGUAGUAGAGACAGAAUAUGGCAGACUGAAUUCAACCCUCGUGCUAGCCUGUCAAGAUGCUGGAAUCAAACAACUACAGCACUGAAUGCCCCUUGUUUCCUAUAAACAAUGAACACACCUGAGUUUAUGGUGUCAUUUCCUGUCAGCAAGCCAGUAAAUUACUAAUAUACAGGCUCCUCAAACUGUUUAAUUUUUUUACUCAGCCAAAAAUUAUGCCACCAAACCUAGGUGGAGCAGUCAGCUAAUUUUUUUUCUCCUGCCCUUAUGUGUCAAUCUGAUUGUGGGUGUUGGUCAGAACCAGUAGAACUGGGGGAGUGUUAUCGUAAAUUAGGUGAUGACUCAUUGUUGUGCUAAUUUGUUUAAAAUAGCUGAUUAAGAAGUGAUUAAGCAGCAAGUUAUCCAGAUAGAGUUCAGUCAGAGAACCUUUAAAAUAUGUUGCAUAUUAUUUCUCCCUUCCCCCCUCCUCUCUCUGCCUCACUAUCACUUCCUUCCUCAACCAACAGAGCACUCGAUUCACUCUUACAGUAAUCUGGCUACUAUUUAUGUUAAUACAUGCAGCAUUCCAAAUCUACAUUGGGUCUUACAAUUUACGCAUCUUCAUUCCUGUUGUUGAGGGUGUUCGAUUGUUUAAGAGAACCACGAUGCUCCUAAUUUCUCACCAGGUUUUAGUCUGGCACUGACUCCUUGCACCAGACUUUCCAUUCUUAGUGAGGGUUUCUUGCUAAAUUAGGUGAAGAAUAUGAUCAUAGUCCCAUUCUUGUAAGGGUCUGGACAGAACAGUUGCCCUUUUGUCGUGUAUUCUUGAACAGGACCCAGUGGAGAGGAGUCACUGAAGAAAUCUCAAACAAACAAUUCAGUGCCCACAACAAUUCCCCAUGCAGCUGACCAAAUACCAGUCUGCAGACCUCAAAUGUGCUUGUCUUUCUUUAUUUUGACAGCUGCUGCAUACAGACAGGAGUGAAGGCUUGGUGUUGGUUCACCAUUGCAGUUUAACAUAAUUGUCCAGUUCUUUAAGUCGUGCUUGGUAGUAGCAGGCCAGCCGAGGAAACAGUACACAAAACCAGUGUAGUGCUGGGUUAUGUUCAUUCAACUCUGUACUGAAACAGAGCCAAUUCAGUGCCACCGAUUUUUUAGCCUGUUGAAUUAAUUUCUCACUGAAGAACUUGCGAACUAUUUAAUAUAAUCAAUCCCAAUGAAAACCUGGAAGCAUUCCCUUUUGUUUUUAAAAUGUUCUACCAAGGCAAAGGAAAAGUUUGAGAGGAAUGGAUCUGUACACUGAGAGUGUAUCAUCAAUCCCUAUGUGUUUGAGUGAACUGAAAUUAAAAUCAACAAAGAUUUAUGUUUUCGCCACCUACUUUAACCUUGGACAAAGUUACUAUCAAUAGAUUAAAUUGGGAAAUGUUUUGUUUAGAAGUCCUGAAAUAAACUCUUUACCAAAAAGUGUAUGUUGUAACUGUGUG
Messenger RNA from Mobula hypostoma (lesser devil ray), 3385 nucleotides. RefSeq names its product signal recognition particle 68 (gene srp68). Gene Ontology annotation, cellular component: signal recognition particle, endoplasmic reticulum targeting. Gene Ontology annotation, molecular function: protein binding; 7S RNA binding; signal recognition particle binding. The transcript has 16 exons. Lineage: Eukaryota; Metazoa; Chordata; Chondrichthyes; Myliobatiformes; Myliobatidae. The record is from RefSeq and is a predicted model, not a curated record. The coding region runs from base 75 to 1841 and encodes 588 amino acids. Gene Ontology annotation, biological process: SRP-dependent cotranslational protein targeting to membrane.